Scatophagus argus is the source of this 1117-nucleotide messenger RNA. RefSeq names its product c18h3orf33 homolog (H. sapiens) (gene miso1). The record is from RefSeq and is a predicted model, not a curated record. The transcript is spliced from 5 exons. NCBI's taxonomy places the organism in Eukaryota, Metazoa, Chordata, Actinopteri, Scatophagidae. The coding region runs from base 27 to 809 and encodes 260 amino acids.
UCCCUCCCUAAUAGGCGGGGCAUCAGAUGCAACGAGAAAAUGUCAACAACAUGCCGGAGUCUUUCAGGGAAACAGAAACUGAAGAGCAAAGAGCUCGAGGAAACCAGUCGCCUCCCAACAUCGUGUCUGCGAUAUCUCAGUUCGCAGAUGAUAAUUUAACACUUGUGCGGAACAUAAGCACCGGGCUGGCAGUUGCUGGUGUUGUUGUAAUAGCAAGGAGUAUCAGACUGGUCACCAAAUUCCAAUCUGUGUCUGAAAUCCCUGCUCGUUUCAUUGAGAGGAACGUCAGCCUUCGCGGGAAAGUUCAUUCCAUCACAGAGAGAGGGGUUGAAGUGGAACAUGUCCCGAUUUACCUGCCAUUCGUCUCUCCCUUACUUUCAAAACACAAAGGUGUGGGCACAUCCACAAUGUUGGUGCAUCUUGCAGGGGUGGAGGUGACUCCAGAGGGCAAGGUAUGGCUGCAGAAGAACUUGGCUCCUGCCCAAACCGUAUGGCUAAAACUGAUCAGCCGAGAGGACGACACACUGCACUGUUUGGUUUCUCAAAGCAAGCAGGGGUCGAUGUGGAGCUGCUGUAUCAACGAAGAGGUCCUCAGGCUCGGUCUGGCCCGCACUGCGCCCAUUGUCGGAGUCGUGCCCGACUCUCGGCUCUACUGGCGUCUCCACAAACGGCUCCACAGGGCAGAGGUCAGAGCUGAGAGGAAGGGGCGGGGACUGUGGAAGCAGGACAGCCUAUGGGAGAGGGUCUCCAAGGCUGUCAGGGACAGCACUUUAUUCAGACUGAUGAGCAGGAUCUUUAAAAGGACCUGAUGCACUAAGUGACUGAUUGUUCUGAUGGUUGAAAAUCAAAACAUGUUCUGUUUUAUUUAUACUGUACACCUGUUAUUGCCACCUGAUAUGCUCACACAUCUAAAAGCAGUUUAUAAGUCUCACUUCAGGCCAUCCAUCACUAAUCUGACACACUGUGACAGAUAUGCUUCUCUGUGUUAUGGAAACAGUUAAAUGUCCCUAAUAGUAAGAAAAUAAGAACUCUGAUUUCUACUUUCCUUGUUACACCUGAAGGUUCAUGGUUUAUACUCCUAAUAAAAAAACUAAACCCUCAGCUUUCCUUUACCCCA